CUCUGGAUGCUGUAGUUCCUGAAGAUAUGGUCCAGACUCUUCCAUCGGUGGUAGUGAACAACGUUUCCUACGCCAUGUUUAGUGUGUUCUACAACAAGAACACUAGACGCCUGGAAUAUGAAUACUUCGCCACAACUCCACGAACAUGGAAUUUAGUGGAAGGAAGACAAGCAUAUGUUAUAAAUCUAACUACCAAAAGUAAGGACUCCAAAUCUCUAGAAAAAUACAGGUUGUCGACCCAUUUGUUUUGAUAUGAUUGAAACAAUGCAUGUAAAGGAAGAAGAAGUGUGUGAAGAAGUCGAGCCAUUGCAAAUUACAAAUUAUGCAAAUAAGAGGCCUCAAGUUUUCAUUGAGGACGAUGAGACUACUGAAGACUGCCUACUCGAUUUUGCUGAUAGUCUUCAGUAGCUACGAAGUAUGGUGUCUGGAAGAGCCCCAUCAAGAAAUCUACCUACAGCCGAGAAAUUUCAAUCCUCAUCCUUACGAAGUGGUUGCCUCUCGAAGGACCUCACCUGACACAGGACCUAUACUGUUCCCACCGUCCCCUCCACCUGAAACAGAAGGGAGUAAUUUCAUAAAAGUUGAUAACAGCCAACAUCCUGUCGACAGCCAUCCCUAUCCCAAAUUGGUCAGGAAGCAUAAGUACAGGAAUCCUGGAAGACAUCAAGAAUUUGAAAGUCAAAUCGAUCCACAAAUUUCAAAAUCGUUGGCAGGACAUGCUAAAAAAGUUUUGGGUCAUUCCAAUUAUGAGGAUUAUGAUGGUUCUUCUUUGAAUGAACAAAAGAACUACGCGUUCUCCUACAAAGUGGUGGACCAUUUAACAGGAGACGACUUCUCCCACACGCAGUCCCAGAACGAGAAGGCCACGAGCGGUGAAUACCGAGUGAAAUUGCCAGACGGCAGGGUUCAAAUUGUGUCAUACACCGCAGAUAAAAACGGCUACAAAGCAGACGUUAAAUAUCAGGAGGGCGACGUCUCGGAGAGGGAACCACAACAGAGGAGUAAUGUCGGAGCGGUGGGGGUAAGCAAGUUUGGAUCGUACGGACGUGGAGAUGGAAGGUAUUCGUUUGAACGGGAAGGUAUCGAGUUAAGAUUGAAGACAACGCCCUCUACUCCCAUACAUGAGAACCAUAUAGAGGAUUACGAUUAUGAGCAGGGCGAUGGGAGGGUGGAUCAAGCACAGGUGUCUAAGGGAUCGCCAAGGCUGUUUUUUGCAGUUACUCAACCCACAUACCAAGCCUACCAACCGACACAAACUUCUCACAUUUCCAACAGAAUUCAACAAUAUUCAAACCUGGACUACGUCGAUGCUUCACAAUCCCAGAGCCAUCAGAAUCAACCCCAGUCCUCUCAUCGGUUUCAGAUCAUUCCGCAUAAUAAAGUCCAAAUAGUCAAUCAGGGAGCGCCAGGUUUCAGCUCAACCGUUGCCCCAACGUAUUUAGACAACCCAGCGAUAAUUUUGUCAACCCUCGCACCCCAGCUCUCUGAUGAUUAUCAACAUGUUUUCCUGAAGAGCAUAAACGGAGCAUAUGGGAGGAAGUGAGAGGAUAUAAUGAAUGAACAAUGGAAGGUGUUAUGUAAUGAAUGUAUGAUGUAAAUAAAAAUUCGCCAUAUCAUUUAUAGUGUGUCCUACAAGCUCUGUGACAAACUUUCAACGGAAGGUAACUGCCCUCAUCCUGAAUAAAGUUUUUUGAGAAAUAAAAGUUCAUUCAUGG
Harmonia axyridis is the source of this 1715-nucleotide messenger RNA. RefSeq lists its product as uncharacterized. The transcript is spliced from 6 exons. The coding region runs from base 323 to 1543 and encodes 406 amino acids. Gene Ontology annotation, cellular component: extracellular matrix. The record is from RefSeq and is a predicted model, not a curated record. NCBI's taxonomy places the organism in Eukaryota, Metazoa, Arthropoda, Insecta, Coleoptera, Coccinellidae.